AUUUUAUGAAAUCAAACGGUUCACACAAACCCUAACCCCAACAAAGAAACUCAUCUCUCUGCGGGAAAUCAGAUUCCCAAAUCCGAUUCCCAAUCUCCUUGCUUGUUCAGAAAUCGGUGCUGCUUCAGCUUCAGCAACAUGUCUGACGAACGAGCAGUGCAUCCCGAUUGCCGGAAUGCCGGUAAUCCUUUUCAUGAAUGCAGUGAUUACUGCUUUAGAGUGAUUGCUGUAGCCAAACUCAGGAUGCAACAACUGCAAUCAGAAGUUGCGCAAGCUAGUGGAGGAAGUAGCCGUGAGCAAGCCGUCCCUGAUGAGUCGUAUCCGGAUGAGGGAACACAUGAUGACGGACCGAAACCUGAUGAAAAUUCUGAUAGUGAUCCUGACCGACCUGUUGCGGAGGAAAUGGAGGGAGGUUAUGAGAACCUUUCUGGCAGACAGAAAAAGUGGAUGGAGUUGAGAGCCAAGAUGCAAGAAGCGAAGAAACGUAAUCAAAUUGAAAUAGCUGCUGAAAAAAAGAGGAUGGAAGGUCCAACAGAGUCUAGGGGUGUUUCUAAACAGAAAUGGCUCGAGGAUAGGAAGAAGAAAAUUGGAAAGCUUCUCGAUGCAAAUGGACUGGAUAUGACCAAGGCAUAUAUGCUUGACACACAAGAGGCAGCAGAAGUCAAAUACAAGAAAUGGGAUAAGGAUCCUGCUCCAUUCGGCUGGGACGUUUUUAAUCAGAAGACUUUAUACAAUGCAUACAAAAAGAGGACCAAGAAUGUUGAGGUUGAUAUAGAAGAAUACAAUAGAAUGAAAGAAGCUGAUCCUGAGUUCUACCGUGAUGCUUCAAGUCUCCAGUAUGGAAAGGCACCAAAAAUCUCAGAGGACAAGAUUGACAGGAUGGUACAAGAGCUAAAGGAUAGGGAUGACAAGCGCAAGUCAUUUAGUAGGAGAAGACGAUUUCAUGAAGAGAAAGAUAUUGACUCGAUCAAUGACCGUAAUGAGCAUUUCAACAAGAAGAUUGAGCGAGCCUUUGGUAAAUACACACUGGAGAUUAAAAAUAAUCUUGAGCGAGGAACUGCAUUGCCUGACUGAGGCAAUUGCAUAGACUGUGGUGAGUCAUUUUGUAAUAUUAUCCUGAUACUGAUAUGUUUAAAUGGUGGAUUGCUUUUUUUGGAGACUAUUUUGAUCAGAUGUAUUAUUAUAGCUGAAUAUUUUGCAAGGCACAUAUGGAACAUAGUGGAGUCAUUUUGAACUUCAAAUACUACAUGCUUGCUUGUGAUUUGUGAA
Molecule: messenger RNA, 1269 nt
Organism: Lotus japonicus
Lineage: Eukaryota; Viridiplantae; Streptophyta; Magnoliopsida; Fabales; Fabaceae
Exons: 6
Coding region: 139-1074 (311 amino acids)
Cellular component (GO): Prp19 complex; catalytic step 2 spliceosome; post-mRNA release spliceosomal complex
Source: RefSeq, a predicted model, not a curated record